AUGAUUCGACACGGUGGAUCCGUUGAAGAAGUAGAAAUGUUCUUCGGAAUGCUCAAAGUCGAACAACUCCCUCUUGUCGCUUUCAUUGUCAACGAUAACAACGAUGUUCAGAAGGCCAAUGGAGGAUCCCACUGGUCCCUUUUAGUGUUCGACAGACAGAAGGAUCAGUUCAGACACUUUGAUCCGAUUUCUGGCAAUAAUCAUCGAGUUGCGCUGAAGUUGAUAGAAAAAGCACGGCAACUUGUGGGACAAAAUAACAUGCAGAAUGGGUUGGAAGUGGAGAAAGUACUCCAGCAGACGAACAGCCGAGACUGUGGAUUGUACGUGGCGCAGUAUCUGUGGACACUUGCAGACGUGAGCUUCAUAUGCCUUCAAGUCGACUUAUUUUUCGUAGUUUUUUGCAGACUGCUCAGGUAGCUGCUAUCAAUAAUAUUAAGAGGAUUGAACAAACAAGGAAGUUCUGGAUAAAUUUGAUAAUCAAUUUUUCCUCAAAAGAUUAAUUAUUAAACGAUGCAGUUAAUUUGAUCUCACACAACAAAUUAGUAUAUAAAUUCAGAUUUGUUUUUGAAAUUAUUACGGUUGCUAACCGUUUCUUUAUCUGUAUUCAAGAUUAUAUAACCGAUUUUAAUGAGAUAUUCAGAUGAUCACUCCUGUAUUCUGGAUCAGCCAAGAGGACGACUCUUUGGUCAUCAGAAUCCGUGCUCCACACGGAAAUCUGGCUGAACUUGAUUACGAACAUGGAGAGAAUAUGUUCGUAUUCACGUGUCCUCCGUACUUUUUGAGAUUACACUUCAAACAGAUGGUUCAGGAGUACGGAAGUGGGACCGGUAAAUUGGAAUGGAAGUCUGAAGAAGGUAAAUAUGCUCGGUGAAUAGAUGAUCUCAUUUACUUUCUUUGUUCUAGGUGAAUUUCACAUCCGUGUGCCAAAACUUCAUCGUGGUGAGCACUUUACCAACUUGGAUAUGAUCACCGAGCUUCUGAAUCCCUCGCGAGAAAUUCACGGAAGACCACUCGUUGAAGAGGUUCAAUCGGAAGAGAAUGAGGAAGAAAUGGAAGAAGAUCCGGAAGGAAACGAGUUUCUCGUCGAUCAAGAAGUUUCCAAAGAAUCAGAAGCAUCCGAUUAUAAAAUUGAAAAGUUUGGAUACGGAUUCGGAUGGAGUAAGGCCGGCGUUAUUGAACGAUUGAGAGAAGAAAUUGGACAUGUAGUGGACCUUCCGAAUCCAGAAGACGUGGAAAUCGGAUUACGCAUUUCUAAAUGUGCUACAUUCGAUUAUAAAAAGUUCGAUGAAGGUCGAUACUUGUAAGAGAUGCUGUUCAUAAAUGUCAUACUUUUUUUCGUAUUUCAGAGCCGACACUGUAGAGCCAGAAGAAGAGCUCAUCGCUAUAAUUGCUGCCGAGUUUAAUAUCAAACUCAGUCUCACUGAUGAUGAUCGCGUCAAAUUGAAAGAUCUGAAAACAAAGCCAUCACGCAUUCAAGGAUCGGAUUGUGAAGUUGCCACGUCACUUGUUGAUAUCGUCUUCGCGUAUUGCUACGAUCAAAGGGUCAAUGAUUGGGAAUCAACUUGUGAGAGCGGAUGGACUUGCUCCAAACUCUCCCCAAGUUUGUCCUACUUGACAAAGUUCGAUACUGUUCGGGAGGUAGUCUUUACAUUGUUAACCGCAUUUAAUGUUUUGCUUUCAGGCCCUCCUUUCAGCCACCCGUCGUGCCGUCAGUUAUCCUCUCUACCGUAGUUUCAAUCUGGCUGUCAAAGUUAUUGAGGAUACGAAGAAAGUGUUCUUGGAGGGACGUUCUGCCCUGCUUCACGUUCUUUGCGACCUGAAUCAUAUUUUUGUGGCGUCCGGAGAGUUUCGCUAUAUUCUGAAUGAUCUGUUCAUCACUGACUACCUCAUCUGGAUUCAAUCAGUCCCGGAGAAUGUUAUCGAAGACAUUCAGAAGCAGUUGGCUGAACUGCCUGCUAUUCAUAAAACUGAUCUUGGAUGGGAUCUAGAUAUGCUCGAGACUAAUGCAAAAUUAGAGAAAACCACUUUGGACAGCGAUGAUGACCCGGAUCCCGUCGAUGAAUAA
Messenger RNA from Caenorhabditis sp. 36 PRJEB53466, 2065 nucleotides. The record is from the annotation of a GenBank genome assembly. Lineage: Eukaryota; Metazoa; Nematoda; Chromadorea; Rhabditida; Rhabditidae.